This is a messenger RNA of Suillus subaureus, 912 nucleotides long. RefSeq lists its product as uncharacterized. Lineage: Eukaryota; Fungi; Basidiomycota; Agaricomycetes; Boletales; Suillaceae. The record is from RefSeq and is a predicted model, not a curated record. The transcript is spliced from 2 exons. Bases 1 to 912 code for a protein of 303 amino acids.
AUGUGGAAUCUGUCGAGGAUCCAAGUCCUCCAGACCUUCACAGCCAGUCGAUACGCAGAACCAACUGAGUAUCAACCGUCUGUCGCGGACGUCUUACAAGUAAAACGGUACCUGCAGCGCAAGCUUCCUAUGGAGCUUAUUGACAGGAUUAUCGACGAGGGAUGUUACUGGCCACACAGUACAGUCUACAUCGAGCGGCCCAUCACUGUUCCAAUUUACAAAGACGGAAAGCGUUCCGAAGUAGGAAUAUAUAUAAGAUCGCUCCCUAUUGGCGUUCACGGCACUGAGGGCGACUUCAGGUUCGUUGAGAAGGACUUCGAAGACGGUGGUGCAGCUUGGGAGAAGAAGUUGCGAAUUGGCGGACUGGACGACACCCUGCCGUCCGCACCGGUGCUAUCAACGCAUCCGUGCAGAAAGAUAGAGUUUCAGCUUUGGACUCAUGAUCAACGAUUGCGCAAGCAGUUUCCUCAUACAUUCACCGCAUCAUACGUAUGGUGCGAUGUCAGCAUAGAGAAAUUACAAGCACCCAUUUCUGACACCAUCGAAUGGCCGGCACGUUUUCUCUUCGACGAGUGCAACGCAGAGCUAUCGAUCAUCCCACGAGACACGGGCAGUCCGUUCUUUCCUCCCAGCAUGAAACUGCUAAAAAAUCUCGCGGCAAAGACUUCAGGAUCAGACCAUACCAUGUUUUGGCACGCCAGUGAUUCAUUUGACAAGGAUGCUGAUGGUGACUGUUUUUGGCAGUUUCUUGAUAAAACCUUCGACAGGCAAGCUGCCAAGACCGCAGAAGUGGGGAAAAUGGUGCGCAGCUUGCAAGUAGGAGAUUGCAUGACCCUGUUGGCUCAUGCUCGGUUUCCCGACUCCGAAGCUACAGUUCAUGAGGCCAGGGUCACUGUGUAUUGGGCGGUGUAG